Leishmania braziliensis MHOM/BR/75/M2904 is the source of this 1995-nucleotide messenger RNA. Its product is annotated as putative syntaxin binding protein 1. Gene Ontology annotation, cellular component: plasma membrane; secretory granule. The transcript has a single exon. Gene Ontology annotation, biological process: vesicle-mediated transport; intracellular protein transport. Lineage: Eukaryota; Euglenozoa; Kinetoplastea; Trypanosomatida; Trypanosomatidae. Gene Ontology annotation, molecular function: syntaxin binding. The record is from RefSeq and is a predicted model, not a curated record. Bases 1 to 1995 code for a protein of 664 amino acids.
AUGCUUGACCCCGUUGCGGGUGACUACAACAUUCUGGUGUGCGACAACAAAGCGGCCGAGAUCCUGAGCACAUGCGUGCGCAUGCACGACUUGAUGGACCACGGUGUGACUCUUGUCGAGGAUCUCGGCUUGCCACGACAAUCAGUGCUCAGCAGCGCCGCCAUCUACUUUAUCGAACCCACCGAGGAGUCCGUGCGUCAGGUGAUGAAUGACUGGCAGACGAAGGACAUGUACCGCGAGGCGCACGUCUUCUUCACCUCGCCUUCGUCGGAGAAAAACAUUCAGCUUUUGGCAUCGGAGCCGCGCCUUGUUCAGGCAAUCAAGACGUUGAAGGACAUGCUUCUUGACUUUGUGGUCCCGGAAAGCUUGCUCUUCUGCUUCGGCAUGCACGACGACAUCCAGAGGCUCUUCCCACCCGACGUGGCGUUCUCCGGUGGGCACGAGAACAUCCUCGGCGAGAUCGCCACACGACUGGUGUCCGUCUUCUUCACCAUUGGUGCCGGUGUGCCAACAGUGCAGUACCAGGGCAGCAGCCGACUCGCGCAUCAAGUAGCGCGCAUCUUCGCUGAUCAGGCCGCCCAAGCAUUGCGCACUAACCCGACCACGUUCCGGAUGUCCAGCAAUGCAACGGCAGCCAGCGGUGACGCAGCAGAGGCCCCGCUGCUCAUCAUUGUAGACCGCUCCUUCGAUGCGAUAGAGCCGGUGAUACAUGAGCGCACGUAUCAGUGCCUGCUGAACGACCUCAUGCUUCUCGAGAACAGCAUUUACGAGCGCACCUUUGAGGAUCGCUCCGGCCAGGAGAGCACGCGCAGCUGUCCGAUAGACGAACAUGACCCGUACUGGUGCCAGUACCGCCACAGGUUCUUUGCUCUCUGCCUCGCCGAGUUCCCGAAGAAGCUAGAGGACUUGAUGGCUGCCAACCCGACCCUUGUGGCGGGAAUGAAAAAGCUGAAAGGCAACUACGGGACUGGAAACCGACUUGCUGACAUGGGCAGCGCCAUUCGUUUCCUGCCGGAGUUUCAGGAGCGGCAGGCGAAGCUCUCCCUUCACAUCGACAUGUGCUCGAAAAUCAUGGACCGCUACAGGCAGCAGAGGCUGGCAGAGGUGUGCGAGAUGGAGCAGGAUGUUGCCACUGGGCGACGACCGUUCAAGGAGCUCUAUGACAGCGUCCGCCGCAUGGCAGCAGACGUCUCUCUGCCGCUUGACGUGCGCACGCGUCUCCUCCUGCUGCUGAUCGCUGGCACAAACACGCACGAGUUCUCCGAGGCGAGGAAACUCAUGUUACUACAGGAGACCGGGCUCAGCAGCCAGAUUGACCGCUGCAACUCCUUUUCCAUGUUCAUCUCGCGAAUAGGCCAGCUGCCGCAAGACGCGGCAAGGCAGAGCAUUGUCAGUGAGGCGAGCAACGGCCGCGGCGGCAGCGGUAACGGCGGAACUGGCAAUAACCUACUCGGCACCCUCAUGCGCCGCUCUCUGCGCACGAACCCCACGAGUCUCCAGCACGCAAAUGGGUUGACAGACGGCAGCGCACAGGGAAGCCCGACUCGCCAGAACGACAGCAACACGAACAACCCAGAGGCGGAUCCGUACCGAAAUCAGGCGUACUUAGUCCUCAAUGCCGCUGCGAAAAACACACUCAGCACGUUAGACUUUCCCGUCUUCAACACUGGUGCCGGUGGCGGGGGUGGUGGCAGCCUUCGUGGGGCACUACAGCAGCGACGUACGCUUCGGGCUGUUGGCAGCGGCAACGCGGGGGUCAACUUCGGCGGCCCUGCCGGCGGAGACACCAACCUGACGCUCGAUCUGGGCUACGAGGGGCAGUUUGCGCUAAAGACACGACGUCGCAUUGUCCUGUUCGUGCUGGGAGGCGUGACCUACGGCGAAGUGCGUGCCGCUUACGAGAUCUCGCAGACCGCGCAUGUGGAGGUGUUUGUGGGCGGCACGUCAGUACUAACCCCCGACAGGUUCAUCUCUAGUCUGGACUCCCUACGCUGA